This is a messenger RNA of Lodderomyces jiufengensis, 7650 nucleotides long. It is a transcript of the gene CHK1, whose product is annotated as Chk1p. The coding region runs from base 1 to 7650 and encodes 2549 amino acids. The record is from RefSeq and is a predicted model, not a curated record. Gene Ontology annotation, molecular function: phosphorelay sensor kinase activity; ATP binding. The transcript has a single exon. NCBI's taxonomy places the organism in Eukaryota, Fungi, Ascomycota, Pichiomycetes, Serinales, Debaryomycetaceae. Gene Ontology annotation, biological process: phosphorelay signal transduction system; protein phosphorylation.
AUGGGUUCUCCAAAUGGUCAAAAUUUAUUUUUUGAUAAUAUAUCCCCAACAACUUCAAUAAGGGGAGAAACAAGUGCUUCAAGUACAAUAAUAGAUGAUGAAUAUGACAUAUUACCAAAUGAUUAUUAUACAAAAAGGCCAAACUAUCUGAGAAAAGCAACAUUUGAAUCAGAUUAUGCAUUUGCAACCAAUAAUAAUAAAUCCAUGUUAUUACCAAUGCAACAUAAACAUAAUUCAAGUUCAUCAAUACUGGAUAAAUACUCAAAUUUAAAAUUAACAAAUUCAUUAAAUACUGAUACUACAUUAUUAAAUUCAGAACCUCCAUCUGCAUUAAGUUUAAAUUAUUCAGAUCCUGCUGCAUCUAAUUUAACAAAGCCUCCAUCAGAUAUAAGUAUACCAGAUAUUCCUUUAAAUGAUUAUUCAAUAGAUCAAACAUUAAGUCCCAAUACAUUUACUGAGUAUAAAGAAUCAUUAGAUAUAAAUCCUCAUCAAAGUAUUGCAAAUUUAUUUGAUGAACAUGAACUUAUGUCAAAUGGUUCUUCACAACAAAGUAAUGAUGAUCAUUCAUCAUUAUCACUGGAAACAAGAGAAAAUGUUGCCCUUAGUAAAACAUCUUAUUUAAAUAAUAUAAAUCAUAUAAGAGAUCAUUUAGAUUUUUUAAAUCAAAAUUUAAAUACAACAAAAUCUCAUAGAAAUUCAGAUUCAAAAUAUAUUGAUUUUUCAAAUAUUUUACCUGAUACAGUACCAGGUUAUACUUUAGUUAAACAAUUUGGGAAUAUGAAUUUUGAAACAAAUUUAUUAUAUCAUGGUUUAAAAAUAAGUGAUACUGGUAAUCUUGAUAAUGAAGAUUUUCUGUGUAAAUUAGCUAAUCCUCAAGGUUCAUUUGUAACAGUUGAUUCAAAUGUUAUAUUAAGAUUAUCUCCAAAUAUUUUAAAAAAUUUAUCAUUAUCAAGAUUAUUAAAUGAAUGGUAUAUUUUAUCUGGUAUGAAUACACCAAAAACUCAUUUAUUAUGGUCAAAUGAAACUUUAACUAAUGAAUUUAUUACUGACACCAAAAGACCAACACUUGAUUUAAGUGAUAAAUCAUUACCACCAACUUUACCAACCAAUAUACCAGGUGUAUUAUAUCCAAAAGAAGUAUUAAAUUUUUCAUUUCUUGGUGAAGAAGAUAUAAAUUUUCCAAGAACUAAUUCUUCUAGAGAACAAAAAAGAAUGGCUUUGGUAUAUGAAGACUUUAAUUAUAAAACUCUUAAAGAAUUUUUUUGUGAUACAAGUGAUCACGAUGUGGAAAGGACCGGUUCUUUUUCAUCAAAUGGUUCUGCAAAUGGUCAUAGUCGUAGAAAAUCAGCUACAAGUGCGGCAUCAAUGUCAAAUGCAUCAGGUUCAAAUCGAUCUGAAAGUAUUGAACAAUCAACUGGUGUCUUUAAUGGUAUAGGUCAAAUUGGAGCUACAAGUUCAACUAAUUCUUUGUUUAAUAAAAUAACUAAACAAGUUACAAGUUCACCAAAAACUCCAUUGAAAGUAAUUGAAAUAAUAUCAGAUAUGAUAAGUGUAGUUGAAACAUUAGCCAAGAUUCAUGAAAUAGGUUUUGUUCAUAAUGGGAUAACAAGUUCAAAUUUAUUAAAAUCAGAAGAUAAUCAAAAUGAUAUUAAAUUGACAGGUUGGGAAUUUGCCUUUUGUUAUAAUGAAAAUAGCGUUUAUGGCUAUAGGAAAAACCAUCUUAAUGAAAUUCAAGAGUUAAUACCAUAUAUGGCACCAGAAGUUUCAGGAGUAGUUAAUAAAUAUGUGGAUUAUAGAUCAGAUAUUUAUUCAAUUGGUAUCGUACUAUAUGAGUUAUUAUUGAAUACUUUACCUUUCCAAGCAGAUGAUUCGAGUUCAAUAGUUAGAAUGCAUGUUUUCCAAAAACCAAUUGCACCUCAUUUAUUAGCACCAAAUUGGAUUUCUGAAAAAUUAAGUUCAACUAUAAUGAGAUGUUUGGAGAAAAAUCCAGAAGAUAGAUACCUUGAUUCUUAUUCAUUGCUAAGUGAUUUAAUGCUUACAAAAAAUCAUUAUAUUGAUAAAGUAGGAGCAUUAGGUGAACAAGUUUGGAAUUUUUGGAAAAAAACUGGUGAAUUUGAUAUCUACUUAAACAAAGAGAAAUUUAAAUAUUCUAAUAAAGUUGGUCAUUCACCAAUUAUAAGUUUUAAUAAUAAGUUCAUUGGUAGAGAAGAUGUUUAUAAAAGUAUAUUUGAUAAAUAUCAUAGUUCAUUUGAUAGUGGGAUUAAUUUAUUUAUGUUGAGUGGUGAAAGUGGAGUUGGUAAAACCAUUAUAUUAAAUGAUUUAAGAGCUGGGGCAGUUUUCAAAUAUGAUUUUUAUUGUUUUUGGAAAUUUUCUUGUGCAGAUAUUGGCAAUUCAAUAUAUUCAUUAUUACUUGAUGGUAUCAAAACAAUUAUUACUCAAAUAUUGGAAUGUUCUGAAGAAAUUCAAGAUAGUUGGAAAAAUUUAAUUGUUAGUAAUAUUCCAUUAGAUUUAAGUAUAUUAUUUUAUUUAAUACCUGAGUUAAGAAAAUUAUUAGGUCCAAAAUAUAUUUCAAUUUAUUCACAUAAACUGGGUUAUAAUACUCCAAACACUCCAAGAAAAGAAGAACAAACUUCAAGUUUAGAAGUUAAAUUUAGAUCAAUCAUUCGUUCAUUUUAUAGAGUUGUUGCAUUACAAGGAUUAACCAUAUUCAUUGAUGAUUUACAAUGGUGUACAGAAGAAUCAUGGAUGUUACUUUGUGAAUUAUUUAAUUUUGAUCAAGAAGAAGAUGAUUUGAAUUCAAUGUCUUUGAAAAUUAUAGCUACAUACACCACAGAUGUCGAUCAAUUUCAAGAAAAGAUAAGUACAACCGACAAAGAAAAACGUUUCAGGACACACAUUGAAAAAUCAAAUAUCAAAUUAAAUUAUUACUAUAUACCGCCUUUGAAAACUGAUUCAAAUAUAAGUGAUCCAAUUUUUUUCUUUAAUCAUCCAAUCCAAAAUAAAAAUGAUGAAACAACAAGUAUGUCUUCAAUGUAUGAUAAAAAGAAAUCAGAAAUUAAAAAAGUUGCAAAUAAAUAUGAUUUAGAAGGUAAAAAGUUUUAUGACGUAACUGGUGGGAAUAUUUUAUUGUUAAUCUAUGCUACAAGAAUGGCAAGAUUUUGGCAACAUUGUUUUUAUGUUAGUCAUCCAAAUUAUGGAGAAGUUGUAAUAGAUAAUAUAUCACCAGAAGUCUAUGGUAAAAAUAGAGAAGAAGUUGUUGUUAAAUACUUGAAUGCUUCAACUACUCCAGAAACUCAAAAAUUAUUAGAAUUUGCAGCAAUUAUAUCAAAUGGUUCUAGUUUCCAUCUUUCAGAUUUAGUAGUUGCUGUUGCUUUACCAAUGGAAAAAGUGUUUCAAUUAUUACACACUUUAAUUGAUGCAAAAGUUAUAAUACCCACAAGUACAUAUUAUAAAAUUCCAUUUCAAGCAUUAUGUUCAAAUGAGUCACCAUUUGACUUGUCGGAUAAUAAUGUAUGGGAAUUAGCAUCACAUUGUAGUUAUAGAUUUUUCCAUGAUUCCAUUAGUGGUCACAUUUUAAAUCAUUUAAUGACAACCAACAAAUUUAAAGAAUAUUCAAGAUUAUGUGCAUUAAGGUAUUACAAAACCAUAAGUAAAGAAAAAACUUUAAAUAUUGGUGGAUAUUUACAAAUGGCUGGAUAUUUCAGUGAAUCUUACGAAGUUGCAAGACCUGAAGAAAAAGAAUUAUACAUUGAAGUUUUGGUUCAAGCUGGUAGGUAUGCCUCAUCAACUUAUAAUAUGAAAUUGGCACAAAAAUUAUUUGAAGUGGUUGGAGAAUUAAUAGAUGUAUUGGAUUCCAAAACCCAAUUAAAAUCAGUGUUGACAAUUGCACAAAAUCAUUAUUAUUUCAAAGAAUAUGAUAAAUGUCUCGAAGUUAUGACAAAAUCUCAAAAAAAAUAUGGAUUUGAUAGAUUAGUGUUCCUUCAUCAGUUGGUGAAGUGUAAAAUUCAAUUAGGACAAAUUGAAGAAGCCAUCAAUAUUUGUUUUGAAAGCUUACCAAAACUAGGGAUCAAUAUAAGUAAAGACGAAGAGAAGAACCAAAAAGAAUUUGAACAUAUAAAAGCCAAAAUUCCAGUUUCCGUACCAGAAAUUAGAAAUAUUUUAAAUAAAAAGAGAACUAAUGACGCAAAAAGUUUGUUGAUUUUCCAUUUAAUAACGCAAAUACUAUCACCUUUGGUAGUGUUACGCAAAAAUGCAACUAGAAAAUUAUUAGUUGCACAAGCUAUUCAAUUAAUUCACUCUCAUGGAUCAUCACCAUAUGCAGCAAUUAUAUUAUUGGAUUUUGCUGCUGAUUUUGCAAGAGAAUUUACUUCUUCAGGUCAAUUAAAAGCAAAAGAAUUGUGUAAUGUUGCUAUGACUUUAGUUAAUAGAACAAAUGAUAUUUCAUUAGGUUUUACUAGAACAGUAUAUGAAAUAUAUGUUUGUACUUUAGCAAAUUAUUUUGAACCAAUGUCACAAGUUUUCAAAUAUUUUGAAAUAAGUACAGAAACUGAUCAAAAUGAUACAUUAUCAAGCUUUUCCGCAUUGAAUUUAGUAUUAGAAACUGCUAAAUUGUUUUUGUUGCUUGUUAGUGGUAGAGCCUAUGAAGUUUCAUACCUGUUUAAAAGAAGAAAAGCUCAAAGACCAAAAUAUGAUGUACUGAAAGAUCAAUUAUAUUUAUUUGAUUGUGAAGAUUUAUUAUUUGGAUCAAUUUCAUUAAGUGAAUUUCAAUCUAGAAAUGAUUUUUCAAAUGAAUUUCCAUUAAGUCAAUUUUGUUAUUAUUCUGUAAUAUUAAAUGCGAUGACUUAUGAUCAAAAAUAUGAUGAAGCUGUUGAAUUAAUAAUAAGUAAAGUUCAUAAUUUAGUUGGUGAUUAUCCAUUAUUAUUUUUCAGUGCUCAUUAUUAUUUUAUGACUGCUAUACAUAUUGCUUUUUCUUCUAAAAUGUCACCAGAAAUAGAAGCUAAAAAGACUAAAAUAUUUGAUGACAUUUUACAUAAGGCUAAGAUCUGGUCUGCCAGUAAUGAAGCAACUUUUAGUAACAGAGUUAUAUUUUUAGAUGCAUUAAAAGCUAUAAGAGAACAAAAUCCUGAUAAAUUAUAUAUUUUAGAUUUAUUUGAAGAAUCAAUUGAUCAAGGUACAAAAGUUAAAAAUUGGUAUGAUGUAUGUUGGGUUUGUGUAUUCUGUGCCAGAUGGUUAGUUAAAGUAAGUCACAAUAAGAAAAGAAUUAUUCAUUUUGCAACUAGAGCAAUGGAUAUAAUGAAAAGACUAGAUUUUACUGAAUAUAUUAAAUCGUUGGAAAAUGAAUUUGGUAAAUAUUUUGAAAAAGAUUCAUUAUACACUUGGGCUGGUUUGAACGAUACUACAGCCACUAAAACAACCACUACCACAAAUCAUAAAGCACCACUUUAUACAAAACAAUCAAAAGCUGUUUUACCAAUAAGUAAUUCAAAUCAUGUUGACGACAAAUUGAAAUCUGAAAUUAAAGUUAAUAAAAAUGCAAGAAAAAACAGACAUAAAAUUGAUAAAAAUUCAAAUACAAAUUCUCCAUAUGAUUUAAAUAAUACUAUACAAGCAUGUUUAGGUAUAUCAGAAGCAGCAGAUGAAAAAUCAAUUUUAUUAGAAUUAAUGACAUGUGCAAUAAAAUUAGCAGAAGUUGAUUAUGGAGUUGUUGUUUAUGCUGAUGGUGAACCUAUAAUUCAAGCUGUUGGAUCUGCUCAACAUAUUUAUUGUUUACAAGAAGAACCAUUAAGUUCAAGAAUUGAUGUAUGUCCUUAUUCAUUGUUAAUGCACGUUUUGGAAACAGGUGAAACAAUAAAUAAAGAAGAUGAUCAUAUUGCUUUCGCAAACAGAUUUGGUAAAGAUUCUUAUUAUAAAUAUAAUUCAGUGAGUACUGUUGUUUGUAUACCUUUGAAAAAUCAAUUUGGAGUAUUUGGUGCAUUGUAUUUAGAAGUUGAUGAUCGUAAAAACAAAAAGAAAGCUAUAUUUGAUGGUAGAAAAAGAGAUUUAUUAAAUUUGUUUUGUUCACAAGCUUCUGUUGCAAUGGGUAAAGCUAAAUUAAUUUCACAAAUGGAAAUUGCUAAAAUGGCAGCUGAAGAUGCAACUGCUGAAAAAGCAAGUUUUUUGGCAAAUAUGUCACAUGAAAUUAGAACUCCUUUCAAUUCUUUAUUAUCUUGUUCUAUAUUUUUAUUAGAUACUCCAUUGAAUUCAACUCAAAGAGAAUAUGUUGAAGCUAUUAAAAGUUCAGCUAUGGUUACUUUAAACAUUAUUGAUGGUAUUUUAGCUUUUUCAAAAAUUGAACAUGGUUCUUUUACUUUGGAAAGUGCACCUUUUUCAUUAAAUGAUUGUAUUGAAAGUGCUAUACAAUUAGGAGGAGAACAAGUUGUUGAUAAUGAAUUAGAGCUUGUAUUUUUCAAUAAUUGUCCACAAAUUGAUACUGUUACUGGUGAUGUUACAAGAGUUAGACAAAUUAUUAUAAAUUUAGUUGGUAAUGCUAUAAAAUUCACUACUCAAGGUCAUAUUAUUAUCAAUUGUAAUGCAUUGGAAUUAACUAGUGAUAGAUAUGAAAUUUUAAUAUCAGUUGAAGAUACAGGUAUAGGUAUACCUGAUUUAUCACACAAUAAGGUAUUUGGAGCAUUUUCACAAGUUGAUGGAUCAUCAAGAAGAGAAUUUGGUGGUUCUGGUUUAGGUUUGGCUAUUUCCAAGAAAUUAGCAGAUUUAAUGGGUGGUGAUAUUAAAUUUGAAAGUGAAGAGGGAGUUGGAAGUACUUUUUAUUUUACUGUUAGUUUUAAUGUUAAAUUAUUUCAAAAACCUGAAAUUCAAUUACCUAAUAAAUCUGCUUUAAUUAUUAAUAAAUUAGAAUUAACUGGUGCUGCACUUAAAAAUAUGUUACAAUUUUUUGAAUUACUGGUAAAAGAUACUGAAAAUGUAAAUAAAGUCAGGGAAAAAGAUCUUGCUUCUGAUUAUUUUUUCAUUAAUCUUGAUGAAUAUGAAGAAUUUAGUAAAAUUGAAAAUAAAUUAAAAAAGGAUGCAAAAGUUGUUAUAUUAGCACAAUUUGGUAAACCACUUACUGGAAAAUCUUCAAAAUAUGAAGCAUUAUUAUGUCCAUUUCAAAGAGAAAGAGUUGUUAGAUUAUUAAGAUACAAAACUUAUGAAGAUCAUAAACCUCAACAAAUUACACCUGCAUUAUUAGCAGAUGAAUACCCAUUAAAAAUUCUUUUAGCUGAAGAUAAUUUAUUAAAUUAUAAAGUUGCACUUAAAUAUUUAGAAAAAUUAGGUUUUAAAGCAGAUCAUGCAAAAGAUGGAGUUGAAGUUUUAGAGAAGUGCGAUGAACAACUCGCAAAAGGUUUAAAAUAUGAUGUAAUAUUAAUGGAUAUUCAAAUGCCAAUAAAAGAUGGUAUAACAGCUACAAAAGAAUUAAUUGCCAAUUAUACCAAACAAGGUAAUAAACAAUUUUUACCAAGAAUAGUAGCAUUAACUGCAAAUGUAGCAGGUGAUGAUCGUGAAAAAUGUAUAAAAUGUGGUAUGAUUGAUUUUAUAAGUAAACCAAUUUUACCAAAUGAAUUAAAAAAAGUAUUGACACAUUUAGGAGAAGAAGUUAAAAAGGAAAAACAAUAG